This is a messenger RNA of Impatiens glandulifera, 1881 nucleotides long. RefSeq names its product terpene synthase 10-like. The transcript has 7 exons. Lineage: Eukaryota; Viridiplantae; Streptophyta; Magnoliopsida; Ericales; Balsaminaceae. The coding region runs from base 1 to 1881 and encodes 626 amino acids. Gene Ontology annotation, molecular function: terpene synthase activity; magnesium ion binding. The record is from RefSeq and is a predicted model, not a curated record. Gene Ontology annotation, biological process: diterpenoid biosynthetic process.
AUGAAUAUCAUAUCUUCACUGGAUUCCCUUUUCUCUCCCAACAAAUUUUAUCAUACUGAGAAGUCGCGGAUCGGCUGCAAUCAACAAUUGCGGAGUAUGCCAGUUGGUUUCUUCGUUGGCCACCAACUAUCAUGGCAAACCAAAGUUUCAAAGAACAGACAUUGUUGGAACAAGCAGCUGACCAACUGCAGCAUGAGUACCAUAUUGAACGAACUCAAUGAUGAUCAAACCAUAGUUAGACGAAGUGCUAACUAUGCUCCAACCAUUUGGAAAUAUGAAUACAUACAAUCACUUAACAGCAAUUAUGUUGGAGAAGACUAUGUGAAGAAAGCAGCAAAGCUGAAAGAAGAGGUGAAAAUAAUGAUGCUAGAGAAGAUGGAAACCCCAUUCGAGAAAUUGGAAUUCAUUGACACAAUCGAGAGACUUGGAGUAUCUUAUCACUUUGAUAAAGAGAUAGAGAGUUGUUUGGAUGCAAUAUACAAUGAAACAAAUUGGUCAAAUGAAGUAGUUGAUUUAAAUGAAACAUCUCUCAGAUUCAGACUCUUCAGACAACAUGGUUAUAAUGUUUCCCCCGAGGAUUUCAACUUAUUUAAAGACAAAGAUGAGAAUUUCAAGGAGUCCUUGCACGAGGAUACUAAGGGAUUGUUGUCCUUGUAUGAGGCCUCAUUUCAUGGCUUUGAGGAAGAGAGUAUAUUGGAUGAGGCCGAAAAGUUUGCGAAGAAACAUUUGUGUGAAAAUCUAAACAAAUUACAGAAUCCAUAUUUGGCUAUGCUGGUGAAUCACGCUCUUGAGCUUCCCCUCCAUUGGACAAUGGAAAGAUUCGAGGCGAGAUGGUUCAUUGAUGCUUACGGAAAGAGAGAAGAUUUCAAUAAAGUCCUCCUUAAUUUUGCUAAGUUGGAUUUUAACAUGGUGCAAGCUAUACACCAAGAAGACCUUAAACAUGUAUCAAGAUGGUGGGAGAACUUUGGAUGGAGCAAGAAAUUGCCUUUUGCGAGAGACAGAAUUGUUGAAUGUUACUUAUGGUCCUUAGCAGAGGUGUACGAUCCACGACCUGAGUUUCAAUACUAUAGAAGGAUGGCCACAAGAGUCAACCAAGUAGCCACAUGCCUUGAUGAUAUUUAUGAUGUCUUUGGCACAUUGGAAGAACUCGAGCUUCUAAAUGAUGCAUUUCUCGGGUGGAACGUUAAUCUUGCAGUAACAAUGCCAAAUUAUAUGAAGAUAUGUUUCCUUGGCAAUGUCAAUUUGGUCAACGAAUUGAGUUACGAGACUCUUAAGGAGAUUAAUGUUCAUGCCCUCCCUUACCUUAUUAAAGCGUGGACAGAUUUAAGUGGGUGUUACAUGAAGGAAGCGAGGUGGUUCCAUGGGAAUUAUGUUCCUUCCCUUGAGGAGUACUUGAAUCAUGGAUGGAUGUCUGCUGGAACAGCUGUAAUGGCCAUUCAUGGGUAUUUCCUCAGUACUUGUGCUUCUGAUCCCAUCACCGAAGAGGGAUUGGAAGCACUUAAAAGCUAUGAUGAUAUUAUCAAAUGGACUUCUAUGAUUGCUCGCCUACUCAAUGAUUUGGGAACAUCAAAGAAUGAAUUGGAACGAGGUGAUAUACUCAAAUCAGUGCAAAUUCAUAUGCAUGAAGUUGGUGUCUCAGAAGAAGAAGCUCAACAACAUAUUAAGAAACUUGUUAGAGAGUCAUGGAAGAAGAUAAAUAGAGCUCGUGCAAGGCCCGAUUGUCCAUUUGGUAAGAAGUACGUGGAUAUAACAACAAAUAUUGCGAGGGCAGCUCAUUAUAUGUAUCAAUACGGAGAUGCGCAUGGGAAUAACAUUGAAGGAAAAAACAAGGACCGUGUCGCAUUGCUCCUCAUAGAGCCAAUUCAGCUUUCCUUUGAAUGA